Neolamprologus brichardi is the source of this 1162-nucleotide messenger RNA. The record is from RefSeq and is a predicted model, not a curated record. NCBI's taxonomy places the organism in Eukaryota, Metazoa, Chordata, Actinopteri, Cichliformes, Cichlidae.
AACAGUUAGAUCGACUUGAGGAGCAAAGAUGUGUGUGGUCUCAGAGAGGAUUAAUUGUUGUUCACUGUCGGUGCAGGAAGUCCACGGAGAGCCUGCAGCAGCAGCAGUCGUCCCAGUCGGCAGGCCAGUUCACUCGCACUCCUCCUAACCCUCUGGCAGCUCUGGACCGGGCGGUGCGGCGGGCGUGCCGGCUUGUCAUGGAUCAGCUCUUGCUGGAUUUGAAGCCUUUCCUCCCAGGCCUGCUCACCCGACCCUGGCUGGCUCAGGGAGACCCGACCCCCAAACUUUGCCGCGUCCUGGAGCGUCACCUGGAGCUGUACUUGCGCGUUCGGCCUCCCUGCCGGCAGCGUCUGCAGGAAGAGGCCCAGUGGCUGAUGGUGGUGGAGUACGUCAGGGCUCUGAUGCAGAAGAGGCUGGUGUGUCGUAGUGGCGAGGAGAGGAGGCAGCUCGCUCAGCAGAUGCUUCAGGACGACCAGCUGUUCAGAGAAAUCUUCCACAGCCUGGAAGGUGAAGGGUCAGCACCUGAAGUGAACCCUUUGGCCUUACUCCCUGUCCUGGCCGAAUUCAUCCACCUCAAAGACCCCAACAUGCUCACACUGGAGGUGUCUGGACUUGCAGCCAAAUAUCCUGACAUCAGUGAGGAGCACGUGUCCGUGCUGCUGGAAAUCCGAGGCGACGUCUCCCGGGACAUCAAAGGGGCUGUACUGGAUUUGCUGGAGCAGAGCGCUCCCCCUCUUCCCGUCGGAUACCGACCCAUCUUCACUGACAUCCUGGUGCCUCCCUCCACCAUGGCCUUCUGCCUGCCAACUGCCAAGUGUGCAUAGCUGCAGGGGUUUCGUGUAAAAAGCAGGGAGCUCCUAAAUAAACACUUAGAAACAGUGCUGAGCAGAGUCUCCAGCUCUCCUUAUUUAUUCAAGAUCUCGGUGAUGCACAUGAAUUUAUUUCUCCUCCAGCUUACCAGGGGUUUGAGGUGGCGACUUGCUGGUCCAGGUCUGAUGUUGUUUUGUUUGCCUUAAGUCUUCUAUACUUCCAGAAGUCGCUGUCAGAGUUUUCUGCAGUUUAUACAACAGAUUUAACAGGAUGUGGAUGAUUUUUAAAGUCCAGUAACAGGACUAUUGUGCACUUCAUACACUCUCUGUAGCCCCAUUUGGAUGGAAUUUAU